AUGACGCGCGCGUCUUACUGUGGUGAAUGUAAUACAAGGGUUGCGAAACAGUGUCCUAAUUUUCAGUGUGUAGAGUGCAAAAAAUGGUACCACUCGGUUACUUGUACCAAAAUUACUGAAGUGGAAGAACGGCUUCUGUCCGAACAGAAGAAGCCUUGGUGCUGCAAGAAAUGUAAAAGACUUACGAUAACUGUCUUAGGCCAAAAUGCUAAUAGGGAAUCAUCUUCCAACAUUAGCAGGCGCAUUUCUUCCAUUCCAGAGGGGAAAGAUUUGGAUUCGAUUUAUUCCCUGCUCUUGGAACUAAAAACUGAAAUGGCAGUGAUUCACAAAGAUAUGGACGAGGUUAAAACUUCCCUAGAUUUCUUGCAUGGUAUGUAUGAUGAGCAACGCCAGAUAAACAAGGUUAUGAGUGACAUGAUUGAGGAGACUAGAGGCGAAAACAAGAAACUUAGAGAAGAAUUGUCAUUGGUCCAAUCCAAGUUAUUAGAAAUUGAGGCAGAUAAAGUGAGUACUAUGCUUAUGAUUAAUGGCGCAUUUGAUAAAGAGGAUACUGAGAAGGUGUUAUUGGAAAAAUCGCUCAAAGUCUUAAAUUUUGUUGACAAUUCGAUUAACAAAGAACACCUGGGUAACAUCAAGACUAUUCCUGUAAAAAACAAAGCUCCCAUAGUAUCUGUCUCCCUAACUAAAUCCGAAAUGGUUAAAAACAUAUUAAAAAAACGUCGUGAGGUCGGAAUCUUGAACACGCAUUCCUGUGGAAUAAAUACAUCGAACACAACAAUAUAUAUACCGGUGUGA
Molecule: messenger RNA, 795 nt
Organism: Ceutorhynchus assimilis (cabbage seed weevil)
Lineage: Eukaryota; Metazoa; Arthropoda; Insecta; Coleoptera; Curculionidae
Source: the annotation of a GenBank genome assembly